CGCAACUCACAGAAGCCCUGGAGCGGCAGAAACCCAAAGCAUCCAGGCUCCAAUCCACCUCCACGGAGAGUGGCCUCUGGAAAUAACUGUGGAAUACAACAGGCACAACCCUCGAUGGCUUUGGAAAGCCAGUCCACACUAGGAUCGGCUUUAAGCAUGAACAGUGUCUGCUGAGACCUGGAGCCAGCGAGGCAUGCUGGGAUGUUCUGCAAGGACUUCCCAAGACAGCUUUGGAGCCACGGAUGAAGCACAAUCCUAACACUUGAAGUGGCAAACUCCACUGCUCCAGAAGCCGCCGGGUCACAUAAGUGAGAGUUGGAUUUUCCAGAUGACAUUUGGAGGCUGAAUUCCGGCCCGAUUAGGACAUAGAGCGAGGGAGUCUUCUCUGGUCACCAGGGGACAAGACACCUGACACCUGCAUUAUUCAAAGUCGCUGUUCAAGGUGUGUCCUGCGGGCUUUUAAAGUCAGCAUCACUACUAAAUCCCCAGAGAAGAGCCAGCAAGGACGAUGGACGGAGGCUGGCUUCCCGGGGAAGGAGUCCUCCUCUUCCUCAUUCUCCACCUGCCCCUUCAAGGACGAGGCAACACUUUCACCAUUAACUGCUCCGGCUUCGACCAGCACGGGGUGGACCCCGCAGCCUUCCAGCCGGUGUUCGACAGGAAGGCCUUCCGUCCUGUCCUCAACCACAGCAUCCCCACGGUGGUCAACAUCUCCUUCACCCUCUCCGCCAUCCUGGAAGUGGAUGCCCAGCUUCAACUGAUGACGUCAUUCCUGUGGCUAAACAUGAUCUGGGACAAUCCAUUCAUCAGGUGGAAGCCAGAGGACUGCGGGGGCAUCAGGAAGCUCAGCCUGGCAACGGAGAACCUCUGGCUGCCGGACAUCUUCAUCGAGGAGUUCAUGGAUAUAGAUCAAACCCCGAGAGACCUCCUGGCUUACGUCAACAGUGACGGUCGCAUCAAGUAUGACAAGCCAAUGCGGGUUACCAGCAUUUGUAACCUGGACAUCUUCUACUUCCCCUUUGAUGAGCAGAACUGCACCCUCACCUUCAGCUCCUUCAUCUACACGGUGGACCACAUGGUCCUGGGCUUGGAGAAAGAAGUGUUGGAGAUUUCCAGAACAUCCCAGAACCUCAUCCGGAGCAAGGGAGCCUGGGUACUUCUUAACAUCCACCAAAGAGCCGAGAAGAUGAACGUGGGCAACCACCAGUACGACCAAAUCGUUUUCUAUGUGGCCAUCAGGCGCAGGCCUAGCCUCUAUGUCCUCAACCUUCUGGUGCCCAGUGGCUUUCUGGUGGCCAUCGACGCCCUCAGCUUCUACCUGCCGGCUGAGAACGAGAACCGGGCGCCCUUCAAGAUUACCCUCCUGCUGGGUUACAACGUCUUCCUGCUCAUGAUGAACGACUUACUGCCAGACACUGGCACCCCCCUCAUCAGUGUCUACUUCUCCCUGUGCCUGUCCCUGAUGGUGGUCAGCCUGCUGGAGACCAUCUUCAUCACCUACCUGCUGCACGUGGCCACCACCCAGCCACCACCCAUGCCUUCCUGGCUCCACUCUCUGCUCCUCUCCUGCACCAGCCCCUGGAAAGGCUGCCCCCCGGGACCCCAGAAAGGAAGCAAGAAUCUGGGCCUUCCUCCCUCACACCUGCCUGGUGUGAAGGAGCCCGUGGAGUUGGUGGGGAAGGAGGCUGGGCCCAGAGGGGCAGAGGAGAAUGGAGGUCCUGAAUCAGCCAACACCCAGCAGGAAGAUGAAGCUCGGAAGAGACAUCUGGUCGACCUGUGGGUGCUAUUCAGCCACAUGAUGGACACUCUGCUCUUCCGCCUCUACCUGCUCUUCAUGAUCACCUCUGUCAUCACAGUCAUCAUCCUCUGGACCACCUAGGCAGAUGCCAUUUGAAAGCCCCAGUCUGGAGCCCCUCUUGUCUGUAGAAACCCACCACACUCUUCAUCCUAUCCAAAUCUCAACCUCAUUGCUCUGGCAGCCAUCUAGUUUCCAAGUGAGUCCGGGUGCUUUUCGGUCCCUCCUAGUCAGAUGCCUGCUCCUUGCCUGACCUCAGCUCCCACCACUCUCCCCAAAGCCCUACCUGCCCAGCUCCCUUGAUUGAA
Sorex araneus (European shrew) is the source of this 2103-nucleotide messenger RNA. RefSeq names its product 5-hydroxytryptamine receptor 3C-like. The record is from RefSeq and is a predicted model, not a curated record. NCBI's taxonomy places the organism in Eukaryota, Metazoa, Chordata, Mammalia, Eulipotyphla, Soricidae. Gene Ontology annotation, molecular function: extracellular ligand-gated monoatomic ion channel activity; transmembrane signaling receptor activity; neurotransmitter receptor activity. Gene Ontology annotation, cellular component: synapse; neuron projection; membrane. The coding region runs from base 509 to 1879 and encodes 456 amino acids. The transcript is spliced from 11 exons. Gene Ontology annotation, biological process: monoatomic ion transmembrane transport; regulation of membrane potential; chemical synaptic transmission.